AUGUCGCGCCCAUCCCUCGCUACACCCUGCCCGGCGCCCAACUCCGCCCUACCCCUUCCCGUGGGCGGCAGGAGACCCAGCUCCAUCUCCUUGGGCGGCGCGCAAGAUGACACCACCACUACUGAGCUGGAGUACACGCGCGCCCUGCAGCUGGACCUAAAGGGGGCGAAGCCGCGGCGGAAAUCGAAGUUCCGGCCGCGCGAACGGAGGGAAGCUGCUGUGACGAUUUUUGAAGAUGUGUUGGAAGAGGAGGAGCUGGUUGUGCAGAGCAGGAGGGAGCUAGGAGGUAGGACGCUGCUUGGGAGGCCUGCACAGAGGAUACCUAGGCGCGAUAUGCGGGAGAAGCGAGAGGAUGCUGUGCUGCAGCAUGCUGUGAUGCCUGAUGUUGCCUCGAGACAAAGGAGGUCUGCUGUUGCUGCGUUUGUACAAUGUGAUUUGGAGCCGCCGCGGGAUCUGGAAAACGACAAACAGAGGUUAGAGGCGCAGCAAGUGGAAGCGAAAAGCAGUUUGGCGAAGGAACCACGAAGACGGACGAUCUUCGUUCCCACCGACGAUACCACAAUCUUAACUAUCCACCCUGGUGCGAACACAACCGACCGACUGAAUGAUACGUUCCAAUUUGGGACCCAACUGUCAGCCGCGCAACCUGUGUACGAGACCACGCUGUCUAAUCCGGACGCAGAAGUCGUGAAACAGCCGAAACGGCCGCGAAUGUCCCUCGCGGCCGCGCCGAAACGUCUGCCUCUGCAGCAUGUUGUCGCAAAAGAAGCCAACGGGACUGGUGUGGACGUCGCUGGGCAAAACGGCGGCAAGGAGAACAUGCUGCCUGAUUUGCAAAUGGAUGAUAUCGGAAAGAAGCCAGCUCCAGCGCUGCAUCACCGCCCCCCUAGACGCUCGCUGGCCGUAUCGAAGUUGUUUGAGCCGACUGCUGCGUCUCAAGCCAGGACCUCUGUUGUUGCGAGGAAGGCAGUGCCAUUGCCCGGUACUGCCUCAGCGCCCGAUUUCAGCAAGUUACACUCCGUGCAACCUAGCUCGAACAUCCACCGGCGCUUGAGUGUGCGCCCCUCGCCGCCCCAGUCUGACCACUUCGCGGGAUCAAAGAGCGUGUCCUCUCGAAUGUCGUUCGCUGGCGACAUGACGGUGCCACCAAAGCCAAACGAGCGCAGGAUGGAGCUCAAGACCGCCAGGCUACAGCAGUAUCCCGUGCUGUCGGAGGAUAUCGCGCAGCCGGAGCUCUACGAGGACGUAUGGCUCAGUCACCAGGAAGUCGCAUUGACCGAGCUCGUCAACCAGGUCUACACUUCGACGGAGCCAGAACGGAAUCGUUUGGAAGAUGCAAGCGCAAGUCGACGAGAGCGACUUCUCCACAUCUACCAUCAACCGGAGGUCGCAACUCUUCACAAGCGACUGCAAGCCUCUCUACUCUACGGCGCCCUUAGUCGGCCAAGAGAUCUGUCUAAGCCUCCAGAUCCAGCUCAGGAUAUUGGACUGCGCAAACGCUUCCUUGGACUGUGGCUGGACGGGUAUGAGACCGGCAUCCUGCGAGUGGCGGCAGAGGUCGUGUUCGGCCGACAACUACCUUCCGGCUCGAACACCAAAAGGACCCCCAGCACCGGAACAAUAGACCCACACCGACAUCGACGCGCCCUGAUCGGCUUCCUGGAGACAUUCCUCGUCGAAGUGGACGACGUCGAAGAGCCGAGCGAGGAGCGAGGAGACGACCCCAACGCGCCAUGGCGCAAGACGGUCCUGCGAAGCUUGAUGCUGAUCUGGCUUCUCGAGCAAGCCAAGCAACGCGGUGUGGCGACCAGCUGCCUGUUCAAAGCCAGCUCUGCACGCAAGUCGUCCGUUGCGAUGCUGGAUGCGAUUGCUGGCAUGCUCAUUGGGUCUGUUGGGGACAUCACGCGGGUCUUGCGUCAUCUCGACUACGAGGUGCGACAUGUGCAGGAUCCGCUUGAUGAGGUGAAGUAUCGGAUUGAGAAUAUCGCCGUCGACCUUCGAGAUGGCAUCUUGUUGACGAAACUCGUCGAAGUUCUGCUGUUCUCGCCGAACAGGCUGCGAACCGCAGAUAUGCAAGGCGAUGCUACAGUGACGAUCCGUAUGCCGGACCUGACCAUUCUGGAAAGCGCACUUCACGAUGAAGAUUCGAUCCGGAUCUUGUCGCAGCACUUGAAAAUGCCUUGUCUGGGCCGUGUGCAAAAGCUCUACAACGUACAGAUUGCCCUCAGCGCUCUGCGCGAUCACGGCAGGCUUGGAGAAAGUGCAGAGGCCAUCGCAGCCGAAGACAUCGUAGACGGACAUCGGGAGAAGACGCUCAGCCUUCUCUGGUCUCUUGUCAGCAACUUCGGCCUGCAGCAGCUCGUGGACUUCCGUGAGCUUGCGGCGGAUAUCCGAAGAAACGCCGGUGCUGCUGUCGACGUGCAGGCAUUGCUAGGAGACGGUUCUCGUCUUUCGCAAUCGCAGCACGAGGGCUUGCUUAAGAAGUGGGCUUCCGUGCAUGCCAUGCGACAAGGCAUCAGAGUCGGCAAUCUGACAACCUCGUUCGCCGACGGCAAAGUGUACGCAACCAUCCUGGACGCUUUUGCGGAGCACAUCCAUCUUGAAGCAGACAAUCUUACGAACCCCAAACCAACACCUGCCCCACGACUAGAGCGCCAACUGCGCGCUUUCGGCUGCAGCACCGCUUUCAUCAAGCAGCUCAGCUCCAACAGCGGCACGAUCCCAAGCCGCAAAACGACGAUCUCGAACCUGGCCUUCCUGGCUUCCAGAUUACUGCCUCUGGCGCGGCAGAGUAGUGCUGCCAUGGUUAUCCAGCGUGCGUACCGGCGUCGACUGGCGCGAACUGCAGUUUCGGAACGCGUGGUGUUGAUGCGGCUGGCGCACGCGUGUGCGACGGUUGUCCGGACGCAGGAGCGCUUGGUGGAUGCGGCGGUGGUGCUUCAGAGGGCUUGGAGGGGGGUGUUGGAUGCUCGGAUUGGGCGCUUGCAUCGAAAUGUGGAGAGCUUUCAAGUGCUUGCAAAGGGUUGGUUGGUCAGGCGGCGUCAGAUGAAAGCGAGAGUGUCUAGGGGUGUUGCUGCGGGCCAGUCUUUGAGGAUUAUGGGUGGAUGGUGA
Neohortaea acidophila is the source of this 3111-nucleotide messenger RNA. RefSeq lists its product as uncharacterized. NCBI's taxonomy places the organism in Eukaryota, Fungi, Ascomycota, Dothideomycetes, Mycosphaerellales, Teratosphaeriaceae. The transcript has a single exon. The record is from RefSeq and is a predicted model, not a curated record. Gene Ontology annotation, biological process: spindle organization; mitotic cell cycle; establishment of meiotic spindle localization. Gene Ontology annotation, molecular function: protein binding. Gene Ontology annotation, cellular component: spindle pole. Bases 1 to 3111 code for a protein of 1036 amino acids.